Molecule: messenger RNA, 2398 nt
Organism: Eriocheir sinensis (Chinese mitten crab)
Lineage: Eukaryota; Metazoa; Arthropoda; Malacostraca; Decapoda; Varunidae
Gene: PolD2
Product: DNA polymerase delta subunit 2-like
Exons: 11
Coding region: 159-1559 (466 amino acids)
Biological process (GO): DNA replication; DNA strand elongation involved in DNA replication
Cellular component (GO): delta DNA polymerase complex
Molecular function (GO): DNA binding
Source: RefSeq, a predicted model, not a curated record
UAUUCACAAAUGGAGGAAGGACGAAUUUGUGACCCCGUACAGCGGAGAGCAAACACAAGAGGCUGCAACCAAAAGCCCGCGAAGCCAUUCCCACAAGAGGCCCAGAGAGGAGGAAAAAGAGGAACAAAGAGGAAAUCCCACCCAGUCCCAGCCUCGCCAUGAACCUGAAGGGGGAUCAGGGGAGUGACCACAACCCCGAGGAGCUCCUGAGUGUGCCGCAGGGGAUGGAGGUGGAGCAGGUGGAGCGGGCCGGCGUGGGCUACAAGAACCUGUCCAAGAAGUUCGCCGUGUGGGGCAGGAAGGACAUGAGCCGCCAGUACUGCAUGAUCUACGCGGCCAGGCUGGAGAAGAUGAGGCCCCUGGUGGAGGCGAGGGCGAGGGAGAAGUGGGGCAGUGAAGCGGGAAUAAAGCAUCUCCACGACCUUGCUAGGGAUGGUGAGGGCGUGAGGUGUGUCAUCAUCGGCACAAUAUACAAGAAGCAGGAGCUGAAGCCGUCCAUUCUCAAGGAGAUCUCUGAAGAGCACCAGCUGAUGCCCCAACCAGUUGUGAAAAAUUAUGUGAGUGAAAGUGACGAGAUUGUUCUUGAAGAUGAGGUGCAAAGAAUACAGCUCAUUGGAAACAUCGGCAUUUCCAAGCUGGUGACGGGCCUGGUGGUUGCCGUGCUGGGGAAGGCAUGUGAAGGCGGGAAAUUUGAUGUGGAGGACAUGUGUUUUGCUGGCCUGCCUGAGCCAGGGCCUCGGGAAGUACCUAACCAGGACAGGUAUGUUCUUCUGGUGUCAGGGCUGGAGCUGAGCAAAGCCACAGAUAACCUUCUUCCCAUGGAGCUCAUGGUGGACUAUAUCACGGGUCAUCUGGGGUGUCCACAGGAACAAACAGAAGUCUCCUCCAUUUGUCGGGUCAUCAUAGCAGGCAACUCGAUCCACUGCACGGAGGGGGCGAAGGGGGAGUCGGAGUUGGUGAAGGUGGUGCGUGACCUGGACGACAUCCUCACCCAGAUUGCUAGUUCCUGUCCGGUUGAUCUGAUGCCUGGGGAGCAUGACCCAACCAACCACCUAUUGCCCCAGCAGCCCCUCCACCCCUGUGUGCUGCCCAAGGCCCGGUGUUACUCCACGAUGCACGGAGUGACAAACCCUUACGAAUGUGAGGUUGGUGGCAGAGUGUUGCUGGGAACCUCAGGGCAGAAUGUGGAGAACAUCAUGAGGUGCUCGGCCAUUGAGGACCCUCUGGAGGCAAUGCAUAAGCUGUGUGAGUGGGGACACCUCACACCCACUGCCCCAGACACUCUCUCCACAUACCCAUACUACAAGGAGGAGCCCUUCAUCAUAACACAGUGUCCAGACGUCCUUUUUGCUGGUAACCAAGACGCCUUCAGCUCCAGGAUGGUGGAAGUCUCAGGGCAGAGGGUGAAGCUGGUGAGUGUGCCGAGGUUCAACACCACCGGCACUUGUGUCCUGGUGAACCUGCACACGUUGGAGUGCCAGCCACUUGAGUUUUCCGCAGGCAUGCCGGCGCCAGGGGAGGCAAGUGUUCCCGAGGCAGUGGCUGAGGGAGAAAAGUAAAAGGUUCAGGGAGGGGAGGGGGUCACAGCAAGACAAUUCUGCAAGUUUUGUUCGUUUAUAUUUCUUUUUUUAUGAUUUUUUUAAGUACGUCAGUCUCAUGUCAUUGUUUACCAUCACCACCAUCUUGUGUUGCCUCCUUUGAGGGUUCAGUUCUGAGUCGUUUUAUCAUCAUCAUCAUCAUCUUUACCUUCUCUAUCAUGGAAAGAAUAUUGAAUUGGUGUUUUCUUGUGAUCAUUUUCAUUACGUUUCAAUAAAAAAGAUUCUUUGAGAUUGCUACACCUACGUUAAUGCCAUGAGUAACUUUUCUAAAGAAUUUGUUCGGAUUUGUUUUUCUUUCAUCAUAUUCAUAGUGAUAUUAUUCUGUUGAAGGAUUUACUUUAACAUGCAUUCUGAGGGUGGAUCAUUUCAUCACCAUUGAGACCAAAUUUCCUGCAAGAUGUUCCUUUUGAAUAUUAAGGUCACUGGAUUAUGAUGACCAUUACCCCGGUAGCAGCGACGGGCCAAAUUUGUGCCAUGAUAUAAACCCUCCCAAAAUAGAUGAUACAUAAUCUGAUCACAAAUGCUUUGAUAUAUAUUAUGAAAUGGUUUGUGUGAGGGGUUAUUUUUUCUCAUUUUUCUUGCUUGGAGGGACCGUUAACAAACAUGAUCCCCGCUGCUACCGGGUUAAAAGUUAGGUACAUACAUAGGUCCCCUCAGUAAAAGUUAGGUACAUACAUACGUCCCCUCAGUAAAAGUUAGGUACAUACAUACGUCCCCUCAGUAAAAGUUAGGUACAUACAUACGUCCCCUCAGUAAAAGUUAGGUACAUACAUACGUCCCCUCAGUAAAAGUUAGGUACA